CUCUGCUGAGAGAGAAAGAGAGCGGGGGUGGAAUCAGCACGGUAGGAUGCUGUCAGGUUGCCGUGGUUUCAGCAUCUCUUUCCUUGUCGUCGGGGAUGUGUUUGUGUGCUGCUGAAGGGUGAGUGUGUGAGUGUGUAUAUGUGUGUGUGUGUGUGUGUGUGUGUGUGUGUGUGUGUGUGUGUGUGUGUGUGUGUGUGUGAAAGAGAGAGAGCUGUGAUUCCUACAGCUGUGAGGAUAACUGACAGAAGGAAGAGUGGAAGAGAGAGAGGAAGAGAGGAAGGAGGAAAGGAAGAGAGGAAGGACGGAGGUGUUGGAGGGUGGAUGUGGAUUAACGUUGCCGCAGCGAGUCAUUGUUUCCUGUGAGCUGCAGAGAUCUGGGAGGACGACAGGAAGAUUCAUUAUUCCAUCUUCAUUUCUGCACAGCUGAAGGAGGGAAGGACGGGGAACAGAAGGAGGAAGGAGACACUGAAGGACACAGUUAAGGAAGGAUGGAGGCAGUUUGAGUCCUCGCUGAUCCUCCGGUCUUUGGGAAGUUAUGACGUCUCAGGAAGACGCAUCUUCCUUCAGGAGGUUUUUUCAAUACGUGGAGGACAGCGGCCUUCGAACGUACGAUGGACUGGUGAUCCAAAACGCCUCCGACAUCGCCAGAGAGAGCGACCGCAUUCGCAACCAGACCAACUGGAACUACCUGCAGGAAAAACACCAGAAGAAGAGACGGCAGGAAGACGCCAUCAAGAGGAUUGGUGAAGAUGUUGCCAUGGCAACAGACGGGGCCUACUCUGGGAAACAUUUCAGGAUGGGUUUCAUGACGAUGCCGGCGCCGCAGGACCGUCUGCCCCCCCCCAGUCAGGGCUUCACCGUGCGGUCCCAGUCGCUGCACUCGGUGGGCGGAGCAGACGACGACUCCAACCCCAACAGGAAACAACCUCCGCCCAAACCCAAGAGAGACCCCAACACCAAGCUGAGCAGCAGCUCCGAGACGGUGGACGCCGGCGGCACCAAGAGAGACGCUCAAGAGACCAAAGAGACACCGGAGCAGGCAGAAGCUCGAGCUCUCUACAAUGAGGACUACAGAAAGAUGCCUCCACCCAAACCCAAAAGGAAUCCCAAUACUCAGCUCAGCACCUCCUUCGAUGACUCCUACAUCCGUAACCACGGCAACAGGAAGUCUUCCCUUCGAUGGGACAAGUCUUCGUCCCAGAGUCAGAGCCCGGCAUCGAGAGACACGGACGACGAGGAGCCAGUCUACAUCGAGAUGGUGGGAAACAUCCUGCGGGAGCUGAGCAGACAGGAAGCGGAGGACGAGCAGAGCGAGGCAGUGUACGAGGAGAUGAAGUACCCCUUGCUGGACGACUUCCUGCAGGAUCCCGCCGCCAUCUUGGACCCUGAUGCCUGGGCAGCCCGCAGCUCGCUCUGCGACAUCCCACCGCCUUUCCCCAACCUGCUGACGCACCGCCCGCCACUGCUUGUCUUCCCCCCCGCUCCUGCUCAGUGCUCCCCCAACUCAGACGAGUCCCCGCUCACCCCGCUAGACGUUACCCGGCUGCCCGUCAUGGACAACGUCUCAUACAGCAAGUCAGGCGGCGCCGAACCCCCGCAGAGCUCCACGCAGCACCGCAAGGAGAAGGACCGAGAACGAGAACGGGACAGAGACAGAGAUCUGCCCUCCACCCACACCAUCACGUCCUCUGGCCGCUCGUCAGCUCCUCCCCUCCCCUCCAAUCUCUACAAGUCUACUGGCUCCGCCCACAGUGGCCAUGGUUACCCCCGCAGCCAAUCAGCGUGUCCGUCUCCGGUCAGCAUGGGUCGCUCUCUGACUCCUCUGAGUCUGAAGAGACCUCCGCCGUAUGAUGCUCUGAUGGCCGGAGGAAGCAUGCCCCGCUCCUCCUCCUCCUCGUCUUCAUCCUCUCACAGGGCUGGGGAGGGAGGGGCUAGACUCAGUAACUCUUCCUCCACCCACGGCUCCAUGCAGAAUGUGGCAAUGAGGUCACAGACUCCCACCAGUCCAUUGGACGAACUCAACAACGUGUUUACGUCGGGUCGACCAGCACGAAAGAAAGGAGCAGGCAGGAAGAGCCGCGGCAGUGAAGGAGACUCCAGGUCUCUGCCUAGACACCGUAGUAAAGACAGAGACGGACAGUCUAGUCCAGUUUCCAGCCGGAUGGGUCGGUCGUCUGUCAGCCCGACCAUGAUGCUGUCCGGAGGAGAAUCAAAGAGUCCACUUGGCCGUUCGGCUUCGACGUCCGGAGUUCCUUCACCCCAACGCCAUCUACACCCCGCACUCAGCCAGGAUUCAUCUGAACAACAGAACGUAAAACGUUUAACAGGUGAACAGAAGCUUCCACCAUCAGCUGACUCAACUCUAAACAACUUUUAACAAGUUAACAAAGUGUUUUCUUACUUCCUAAUAUCAGUUUUGUGUAAAAUAUUUGGUGUUUAAAUGUUAUGUUGUAAAUGUUCUUUGUGUUUUGUGUUAUCAUGAACUCUGAACACAUUAAAAUAAUCUGUAGAUCUUUAAAGUGAAGUAAUAAUGUAAUACUAACAGUUACAUUACUGAUCUAACAUUAAACUAUCAUUAAACUAACAAUAAACAUAAAAUCAAACACUGAUUGAACUCACAAAAAAUCACUUUAAUAGAUUCAAUCUCAUUUAAACCUGUAUUAACACUAAUAAAGCUCACCUAACCCUAACUCCACCCGCCUCUCAUUAACCCCGCCUGUCGUCAUCUGCCUCCGUCCCUUAAUACUGUAGCCCUGCCUGUUUAUAGUUCCCCCACCAUGUGCAUCGUAGCCCAGCCCAUUCAAGGUUCCCCACCAUGUGCAUGGUAGCUCUGCCCGUUUAUGGUUCCCCAACACCUGCUUGGUGGCUCUGCCCGUUUAUAGUUCCCCCACCAUGUGCAUGGUAGCCCUGCCCGUUUAUAGUUCCCCCACCAUGUGCAUGGUAGCUCUGCCCAUUUAUAGUUCCCCCACCAUUUGCAUGGUAGCCCUGCCCGUUUAUGGUUCCCCCACCAUGUGCAUGGUGGCUCUGGCCCCAACGGUGCAGCGUUCACACUACGAGCGAUGAAGCUACAUAAUGGUCACAGCGCUGCAAGCUUCAUUUUCACAGUCAUCGUUGAAGUGUCUCGUUGGUGCUUUGCCGAG
Sander lucioperca (pikeperch) is the source of this 3140-nucleotide messenger RNA. RefSeq names its product neuronal tyrosine-phosphorylated phosphoinositide-3-kinase adaptor 2a (gene nyap2a). Lineage: Eukaryota; Metazoa; Chordata; Actinopteri; Perciformes; Percidae. Gene Ontology annotation, biological process: neuron projection morphogenesis; phosphatidylinositol 3-kinase/protein kinase B signal transduction. The transcript is spliced from 7 exons. The record is from RefSeq and is a predicted model, not a curated record. The coding region runs from base 536 to 2377 and encodes 613 amino acids.